UCGCCGUAGCGUCAGUAUUUACGAUUCAUCUCUGGCUAUCAUCCACCGUGUUUUAACCUUCCGAUAUUGCAGACCGGAUAUGGAUAAACCAAUGAAAAUAGUAAUGAUACUAACGGUGACGUUGCAUUUUGUCCAACCUCUAUCGAUUGAACAUCCGCACAGCUACUCUCUGUUCAAACGUGGUGUCGUUCUGGGCGAUUUGACGUACAGCUACGCGGCGACCGAUAUGGGAUCGAACAAUGGUCGUGUGAAAACUGUUACUGUCAUCAAGAAUGUGUCUCUGCCUAAGCCGACCAGCACGAUUUUCAGCGAUCGUAGCGAGCAGUUUUUCGAAACCUUUGACCUAACGGGUGGCAAGAAGCACGAACAGGUUCAAUACUGGCCGGCAGAUGAUACGAACAAGCUGAAAAGGGUCACCAACAAACCGCCAUCGAUUAACGUACCCGCAACGAAGGAACAACCCAAGGAGGAAUUCAAACACCCUGCCGAGUUGCUGGAGAUAGCGAGAAGUGCAGCAAAAGCGUAUAGUAAUUCACUCAAGAGUCGUCCAAGUAAGGACACUGGUCCGGUGGUGUUCCCACCGGAUGCGCAAACAAUGAAGAAGAAACAUAGCGGAGUGAUAGGCGUCGCUAAGGAAUACACUAGCAUAUUAACAAAUGAUCAGGAAAAACGUGCAAAGCCAAAAACAGCCAGUAAACUGAACACAAAAGUUCAACCAACAAAAACAAACGAACCUGAAUUGGAGGAUGUGAAUCCGUUUGAUAGUCCUAUUUUCCGCGAUUUUCAACAAACCGAAUACGUGUAUUCUCCGGAAACAAACACAUAUAUUCUGAAGGAAGUUUCGAAACCAUCGAAAGAAAUCAAAUACAAAAUUGAGAACACACCGUAUGCAUAUAAAGAUCCCUCACAACCCAACGACAGCGCUAUUACAACUUACAACGACAACGGAAGCAUACCCGAUCUCCUCUUUUCCGAACUAGCUAAUGCGGUGGCCAGUCGAAAUAUUUCGAUGAUUAAAGCGCUGGCAGCACAACUGGGAGAGCAGUAUGAUUUUCAAAAAUACGAAUUCGAAUCACAGAAAACAGAAGCAUACGUCCCGAUGUCAUACGACGCAAGCACCAGCAGUAGCAAAGCGCCAUCCGAUCCAGAGCCAUCCACGGAAAAGGCGGAAAAGAUGGACAUUUCGGAUGAGAUAUCUACGACCGUUGAAGAACCAUCGACCACAACCAAACGGCCCAAAUACAUAGCACCACGUUUAAGGGGUAUCAAACGAUUUUCAUCUCGCAAGGUGUGAAUUCUUUUGAAUGUUAUCAGUUAUAAUUUAUUACCAUUGAAAUUUA
Toxorhynchites rutilus septentrionalis is the source of this 1340-nucleotide messenger RNA. RefSeq lists its product as uncharacterized. The transcript has 2 exons. The coding region runs from base 80 to 1294 and encodes 404 amino acids. NCBI's taxonomy places the organism in Eukaryota, Metazoa, Arthropoda, Insecta, Diptera, Culicidae. The record is from RefSeq and is a predicted model, not a curated record.